Messenger RNA from Rattus norvegicus (Norway rat), 1525 nucleotides. NCBI's taxonomy places the organism in Eukaryota, Metazoa, Chordata, Mammalia, Rodentia, Muridae. The record is from RefSeq and is a predicted model, not a curated record.
GCGGGUCCUUCCAUGGGGUGGGGGGAGGGGCGGGGGCCCAUGUGACCGGCUCAGACCGGUUCUGGAGACAAAAGGGGCCUUAGCGGCCUUAGCGGGACAGGCCGUAGCGGGAGGGAACGAAGCAUCGAGCCGGCCCGUGAGCGAGAUGCAGCACCGAAGUUUCUUCCUUCUAGCCCUUGUUGCCCUCUUGGCUGUCACGACCGCGGUGGCCAAAAAGAAAGACAAGGUGAAGAAGGGCAGCGAGUGUUCGGAGUGGACCUGGGGGCCCUGCACCCCCAGCAGCAAGGACUGCGGCAUGGGUUUCCGCGAGGGUACCUGUGGGGCCCAGACCCAGCGCAUCCAUUGCAAGGUGCCCUGCAACUGGAAGAAGGAGUUUGGAGCCGACUGCAAAUACAAGUUUGAGAGCUGGGGGGCGUGUGAUGGGAGCACUGGCACCAAAGCCCGCCAAGGGACCCUGAAGAAGGCUCGGUACAAUGCCCAGUGCCAGGAGACCAUCCGCGUGACCAAGCCCUGCACCUCCAAGACCAAGUCAAAGGCCAAAGGUCAGCGAAUAUUGUGGGGCUGUGGAUCAAGCUAGUGACUUCAUGCUCUCUGCAGAACAGUCUUCGAGUUAGGAAUGGGCAGGUCCUUGAGGGUCACUCUCUGCCCAAGUAGGAACUACUCUUUCUGUUGGGUCAUUCCAUCUGGUUCCUAGAAAAGGCUUUUCUUUGUCACCUGAGGAAGGUGGGGUGGAGUUGGGAGGAGUUCACUCUGUGCCACUCUGUGCUUAAAACUGUAGGAAGGAUGUCCCAAAGGGACAUGCUGCUACUUGACUCACAACAGCUAUUGAGGCCAACAGGGCAGAGGUUACUCUGCCCACUUCCCAGGUGAGGAACUUGAACAUACUCUGAUCCUGGAUGAAAAUAAAAAGUUGAAAGUCAGACUUGGUGGCUAAUGCCUGUAGACGCAGCACUUCAGGACGGAGGCAAUAAGACUGCCGUGAGUUCAAGGUUACAGCCUGAGACCUGAGACUCUGUCUUUAAAAAAGGGAGGAGGGGAGGGGAUUAAAAAGUUGAAGGAAUAAAGAAAGGCUUGGCAUCACAUGGCUGCCCUUUCCCACCACUUCCAGGUUAACUGAUCCGUCACCACUAGGGGGCAGGAUUUUCUCUCCUUGAUGGAUUGUGCUGUCCGGAGAGUUUGAGCCAGGUCACCCACCACACUAAUGUAUUUCUUUAUUGUUUUCCAGCCAAGAAAGGAAAAGGAAAGGACUGAGUCAGGAGGCCAGAGAGUUUCUGGCCUGGGACCUGAACGGAGCCCUCCUCUCCCACAGGCCCAAGAUGUAACCCACCAGUGCCUUUUGUCUUCCUGUCAGCUUUGUCAAUCACACCCUUUUACUCCUGCCCCCUCUUGCUACACCUAGUACCCAAAGUGGGGAGGGACAAGGGAUUCUGGGAAGUGAGCCUCCCCAUAACCCCUUUUGUUUCCCCCACCCUGAUACCUGUUAUCGAGAAAUGAAUAAAAUGAACUCACUUUUUUUCCAAUAAAA